Messenger RNA from Drosophila busckii, 2938 nucleotides. Its product is annotated as oxysterol-binding protein-related protein 9. Gene Ontology annotation, cellular component: intracellular membrane-bounded organelle; membrane; cytosol. Bases 259 to 2577 code for a protein of 772 amino acids. Gene Ontology annotation, molecular function: sterol binding. NCBI's taxonomy places the organism in Eukaryota, Metazoa, Arthropoda, Insecta, Diptera, Drosophilidae. The transcript is spliced from 14 exons. The record is from RefSeq and is a predicted model, not a curated record.
AGCGUACCAUUAUUUAGCACGGCAGGCAUAACAAUAAAUGCUUUGUGUUCUGAGCUCCGCUACGGGCGUAGUAAAACUUGGAUUAAACGUACAAGUGGGAGGAUUGUUGCGUCACCAGGCAACCGCAACGAAGCUCAAGAGCAACAAAUCUCAGCCUACACGGCACUCGAGUAGGAGUUGAUCAUUUGACAACGGCGGCAUCAGCAAGCUGUGGUAAUCAUUGGCAACGCCAGGCGUAGUCUAAGCCGCGUUUGAGAGAUGGCAUCGACAUCAGCUGGCACACUAGAGGGCACUCUAAGCAAAUGGACGAAUGUGAUGAAGGGCUGGCAAUACCGCUUCUUUGUAUUGGACGAGAAUGCGGGCUUGCUGUCCUAUUACACAUCCAAGGAGAAAAUGAUGAAAGGCGUUCGACGCGGCUGUGUGAGACUUAAGGAGGCACUCAUUGGUAUUGAUGAUCAGGAGGAUAAUACGUUUACCAUAACUGUCGAUCACAAGACCUUUCAUUUUCAGGCGCGGCAUACCGAGGAGCGUGAGCUAUGGGUGCGGCGACUGGAGGACACAAUACGAAGGCACGCGAAUCGCUCACGUUUGUGGGACAAUCAGAGCUCGUUCUACAUUGCCGGUGGCUUUACGAAGGAGUCAAGUGGCAAACGUGCCAAUCACUUGGAGCUGGUGGGUCGACGCGUCUCCGAGGCGGACGCUUAUCUGCAAUUGAUGAUUGAGCAAACAAAUGCGCUGGACAGACGCAUUGCAGAUCUGAGCGACGAGCUGGAGCAGGCCAAGUGCAAAGCGCUGCAGGACAACGCUUGUGCCAUGUUGGAUCAUAUCAAGCACUCGAUUGUAAGUCUACAAAUUGCCAAAAAUAUGGCGCACCCCAUCAACGGCAUUUACAAUGGCCCAGCAACAACAGCAGCAGCGUCAAUAACAACGGUCAACAACAACAGCAGCAGCAGCAGUAGUGGUGGCAGCGGAUGCGCUGGCGGCGGCGAUAGCAGAGCAGUCGAGGCCAUGACGGCGCUCAAGAGAGAACUGGCUUGUGGCGACGAUGAGGAUGAUUCAACAACGGAGAACGCCACGACAGCACCUUUGGGCUUGAGCCUGGCUGUACCUGAGACCUCUUAUUCGAGUAGCGAAGGUGAAGAGGACUACUAUGAUGCCAACGAUGAUCCGUUUACCAGCCUGGGCAGCUCACCAAUUACUUGCGCUACGCGUGGUUUUGCGGAAACAUCGCCCACGCAUGAAAAGGCGCCGGAGAGCCGCAUAGAUGGCGUGGAGCUUCCAACAACCACCACGACUGCAACAACAAAAUCAACAACAAUAACAGCAGCUCAGUCCCUGCUACCCGAAAUCAAUGAGACAUGCUCAAUUAGGGUGCCGAGCUCACGCUCGUCUAGCUAUGACAAUGGCAUCGAUUACGAUGCGUUGUACGAGGAGGAGGAGGAAAUGGACCUCAGCAUGGAGGCGCAUGGUUCAAUGAUUACGCAUCUGCUGUCGCAGGUCAAGAUUGGCAUGGAUCUGACCAAGGUGGUGCUGCCCACGUUUAUCUUAGAGCGUCGCUCACUGCUGGAAAUGUACGCUGAUUACUUUGCCCAUCCUGAUUUAUUUCUCAAAAUCUCAGAGCUGGAUGACCCACGUGAUCGCAUUGUGCAGGUUUGUCGUUGGUAUCUUAGCGCUUAUCAUGCCGGACGCAAAAGCGCGGUUGCCAAAAAGCCGUACAACCCCAUACUGGGUGAAGUAUUCCAAUGCCACUGGGAUAUACCUGAGGAGACGAAGGAUGUUAAGGAGGUGCAUGAUGGUCCUGUGCCCUGGUGCCGUCGUGAUCAGCUAACAUUCUUGGCCGAGCAAGUGUCUCAUCAUCCGCCAAUUUCUGCCUUUUAUGCGGAGCAUUAUAAUAAGAAAAUUACAUUUACCGCCCAUGUUUGGACCAAAUCAAAGUUUUUGGGCUUGUCCAUUGGUGUGCAUAACAUUGGAGAGGGCAUUGUAACGCUUGUGGAUCGCAGCGAGGAGUACUAUGUCACAUUUCCCAAUGGUUAUGGCAGAUCUAUCUUAACGGUGCCUUGGAUUGAGCUGGGUGGCUCAGUUGAAAUCAAAUGUCCACAGACAGGCUAUUACGCCAACGUUGAGUUUCUCACGAAACCAUUCUACGGCGGCAAGCGCAACAAAGUCUCAGCAGAGAUUUAUGCGCCGAGUGAAAAGAAACCUUUUGUUUCUAUCUCUGGUGAAUGGAGCGGUCUCAUGGAAGCCAAAUGGCAUGACAAGAACAAAACCGAAGUAUUCGUCGACGUAAAUCGCAUACCCAUAUUUAAGAAACAAGUCCGACCAAUCGUUGAGCAGGAUGAAUAUGAAUCGCGACGUGUUUGGAAGGAAGUGACGGCAGGACUCAAAUUCAAUGAUAUCGAACGAGCCACAAAUGCCAAAUUUGUUGUGGAACAGCAGCAACGUGACCAAGCCAAGGUGCGCAAGGAAUACGAUUUGGCCUGGGAACAUAAACAUUUUAAGCCCAUUGGUGAUAACUGGAUCUAUACAAAGCCGUUGAGCCAGCGCGUGUAUCUGCAGGAGAAGGAGGCGAAGAGAUAAUGCCCGAAUGAUCCGCACAACAAUCGACAAAUAAUUGCAAAGCACAUUAACAAAUGUUUGCGUAUGCGUAUAUUGAUCUGUAUAAGUAUAUGAUUCAUAUCAAGAUUGAGCCUCAAGUAUAUUGUAUAAUUUCCAAAAGUGCGCAAAACUCUGUACACGAACGACGAUACAACGUAACAUAUGCAGGAAACGUAAUGUUUUAUACAGUUAUGAGUUAAGAGAGAUGAGAGACAACUAAUCUCUAGUGCCCAUUUAUAAAUUGUAAAUAUUAUAUACACAAUAUGCAAAGCAAAAGCCAACUUUAAGCAAACAGUUGAACGUAAGCAAAAGUGCAAGCAACUAUAAAAAUGAAAAAAAAAAA